CUAACUUCUACACGUCUUUCUUCAUCAUCGUUCGAUCAGGGGGGUUUGAAGAUCAAGAGAUCGUAAGAGAUGUUGGGAGGGCAUGAUUAUGAAGAACAUCAUGAUGAGGAGGAUGUUGUUCUUCUGGAGAUGACCCAGAAAAACUUCGAAACGGAGCUGGAGAAGUUUGGGGAAGAUGAUCAGUUGGAGAGCAGCAGCAGAUCGGUGAAGGACGCCGCCAUGGGAGAGGACCCAUUUCUUCACAAUCACACUAAUAAGAGGAAGCGUUACCAUCGCCAUACUCAGCUUCAAAUCCAGGAAAUGGAAGCGUUCUUUAAGGAAUGUCCUCACCCAGAUGACAAGCAAAGAAAAGAGCUGAGCCGUGAGCUAGGGCUGGAUCCCCUCCAAGUCAAGUUCUGGUUUCAAAACAAGCGUACCCAACUCAAGGCUCAACAUGAACGCCAUGAGAACGCAAUCUUGAAGGCUCAAAACGAGAAACUAAGAGCAGAGAACAUGCGGUACAAGGAAGCUCUAAGCAACACCAGCUGCCCCAAUUGUGGCGGCCCUGCCGCUCUUGGCGAGAUGUCCUUUGAUGACCAACAUUUGAGGAUCGACAAUGCGCAGCUAAGAGACGAGAUUGAGAGAUUAAACUCAGUUGCUAGCAAGUUUGCUGGGAAGCCAUGGGCUUCCCAUUCUCGCAUCCCGCCCUGCGCCCUUGAUCUUGGGGUUGGCAGAGCAUUGCAGCCGCCCCAAGCAGAGUUCUUAGGGGAAAUUUAUGGAGUUGGAGACAUGUUGAAGUCUGUCACUACUGAAAUUGAUAAGCCAGUGAUCGUUGAGCUUGCUGUUUCAGCCAUGGAAGAACUUUGCAGAAUGGCUCACGCAGGUGAACCCUUGUGGGUUCCUGGGGAAAACUCCAUGGAAAUGCUUAAUGAAGAUGAGUACCUCAGGACUUACUCUACAGGAAUUGGCCCAAGAAUUCUGGGGCUCAGCCUUGAAGCUUCAAGAGAAACUUCCAUUGUGGCUUUCAAUCAUUUAAAACUUGUCGACAUUCUCAUGGACGUCAAUCAGUGGUCAAACAUAUUUUGUGGGAUUGUUUCGAGAGCGUUGACCCUCGAAGUUUUGUCAACGGGAGUUGGUGGCAACUAUAAUGGAGCUCUCCACGUCAUGACGGCAGAGUUUCAAGUUCCUUCUCCUUUAGUUCCGACUCGAGAAAAUUACUUUGUGAGAUAUUGUAAGCAGCAGACAGAUCGGAGUUGGGCUGUAGUCGAUGUCUCGCUAGACUAUUUACGUCCUACUCCAACGUCAAGGACUCGAAGAAGACCGUCGGGUUGCUUAAUCCAAGAACUUCCCAAUGGUUACUCAAAGAUUAUGUGGGUGGAACAUGUUGAAGUGGAUGAUCGAGCGGUACACAAUUUGUACAAACGAGUGGUCACUUGUGGGCUUGCCUUCGGCGCCAAACGAUGGGUGGCUACGCUUGAUCGACAGUGCCAACGCCUGACCAACUCCUCUGCUGCCAAUAUUCCUGCAGUGGACAUAUGCGUGGUAACCGGGCAAGAGGGGAGGAGGAGCGUAAUGAAGCUAGCAGAGAGAAUGGUUAGGAGCUUCUGCAGUGGCGUUGGAGCUGCUUCUGCACACAAUUGGACAACAUUAUCCACAAUUGAUUCCGACCAUGUUCGAGUCAUGGCAAGAAAGAGCCUCGACGACCCCGGGCGACCUCCCGGAAUUGUUCUAAAUGCAGCAACUUCAUUCUGGAUUCCAAUUCCCCCUAAUAGGGUCUUCCAUUUUCUUCGAGAUCAAAACACUCGCAGUCAAUGGGAUGUUCUUUCAAAUGGUGGGUUGGUCCAAGAAAUGGCUCGCAUUGGCAAUGAUCGCAACCCGGGGAACUGUGUGUCGUUGCUUCGUGUUAACAGUACAAAUUCAAGCCAGAGCAACAUGCUGAUACUACAAGAGAGUUGCAGCGACAUCAGUGGUUGCUACAUAACCUAUGCACCAGUCGACACCGUCGCUAUGAACAUGGUGUUGAGCGGCGGAGACCCUGAUUACGUUGCUCUGUUGCCGUCUGGAUUCGCCAUACUGCCUGAUGGACCUAGUGGCCCCGAUGCGCCAGCGGGAAUUCUGGAGUUCGGGUCCGGUGGUUCCUUGUUGACAGUUGCAUUUCAGAUAUUGGUGGAUUCAGUGCCAACGGCCAAACUGUCUCUAGGGUCGGUGGCGACGGUGAACAGCCUCAUCAAGUGCACGGUCGAGCGGAUUAGAGCUGCGGUCAUGUGUGAGCAUCCAUGAAUUAACAGAGACAAACUUUUUUCUUUUUGGGUUUUUUUUAAAGAGUGAGCUAAUCAAGAUUUCAAAGAGGACAGAAGAAAAAAAGUUUGAAAGGUUAAGAGUUAUAUGAUGAAAAAGAAAAGGGAAGGAGUCAAAAACGAACCUUGUGUUAUCCUUGCCUUGUGUUUGCAGGCUUGUCAUGGUAAUGGGUUCGGACAUUGACUUCAAGUGCCAAAAUGUUUAGUAAUAAAUUAAACGUUUUUGUUUCCAAGGUUUUGUAGUUCUAAUGGGAGGAUUUCUUUUGUUAAUUUAAUGAACAAUUGAGGGUUGUUCUUGGAGAAAAAGCUGAAGAAACUUGAUUGAUAU
This is a messenger RNA of Cucurbita pepo subsp. pepo (vegetable marrow), 2604 nucleotides long. RefSeq names its product homeobox-leucine zipper protein MERISTEM L1. Lineage: Eukaryota; Viridiplantae; Streptophyta; Magnoliopsida; Cucurbitales; Cucurbitaceae. Gene Ontology annotation, biological process: regulation of DNA-templated transcription. Gene Ontology annotation, molecular function: DNA-binding transcription factor activity, RNA polymerase II-specific; lipid binding; DNA binding. The record is from RefSeq and is a predicted model, not a curated record.